UCCUGGGGAAUAAUAUCUUUCAUUUUGAUGAACUGAGCACACCAAAAUCAACAUACCUGAUAAUAUAGCGGAAUAAAUAAUUCAAUAAUAUUUAGUUAUUACUGAUACUACUGAUUAACAUUAUGGAAUCGGAAAAAUCCUUGAUUAUCAAACAUUGAUUACUGGGAGUGUAGACAAGCGGAAGUAGGAUUUAUUUCUGAAAAAGUGUAAAUAUGGUGUCGAAAAAGUUCAAAUUGUCACUUGGUAAUCUGAUAUUUUGGAUUCUAUUUUGUAUUUUUUGUGAAAUAAAAGUAAUUGAAACAACAUCACCAAACGGAAGUGGAAUCACCGCAACAGUAAAAACACUUCCACCAACACUGCCAAUGCUGACACAUUUUCUGACAUUUCGUACAGAAACUUUUCAACCCGAGAUAAACUUGUAUAAUCCAGGGAUAGCUGACAUGGAAUAUUAUAUGAAAACUCAGAAAAAGGUCAUAAAUUACCUAGCAGGAUUUAAAAAUGAAUUUCAGAGAACUAUUGUAGAAACUCAAAUGAAAUUUUGCCCGUACGAGCCACUCUGUAAUUUUACUGUAAACGCAAGUACGGACAAAAAGAGCUGUUGUGCACCGUGCCUUUGUAAUAACUGUGAAACGGACAGGACUUGUUGUCCUAGUGUCAUAGACGAGAAAGAAUUUAUUUUUGAUAAUUCCACAGGGCAAUUCCCAAGUACUGAAAGACAUGUAGAACAAACGUGUAUUUUACGGCAUUUAACAAUUAGACCAUCGUAUGAACAAAAAGGGUUCAUGGCCUUUUCAGAUUGCCCAAUGAACACCAGUUCAGUGCUUAGAUAUAAUUGUUCCAGACCAUAUACAAAGGAUUUAAAAAUAAAUUUUUCCUUACCUGUCUUCAGCAAUAAAAGCCUGUUGAUUUUUAGAAAUCAAUUUUGCGCCCACUGCAAUGGUGUAGCUGAGGAAGACAUUAUUUUCUUUCAUCCAGUGGUCUCCUGUGAAACGACUGAACUUUUAAGUCAAGCAUCGUCUGAGAAAGAGAUAAUCGAACUGAUAUUUGCUAACGAAACGUGUGACUUGUCCUUUGGGUUUUUUGAUUCACGUGUACAGUUACAAGACUGCAAAUAUUCUAUUUCGAAAUGCAACGUUACUGGAACUUGGAGAGAGUACGAUAUCCAUUUGGAAACAGCUUGCCAUUUAUACGAAUCAAAGUUCGAACACGAAACUUACGUGUUUCGUAACGUUUUUUGUGCAUUGUGUAAUGGGAUGUCGCUUCACACAGUAACAUGCGAAUGGUUCACCACCCUUAAGACUGAUACUUUCUCGUUUUCUGGACUGCUUAACCUUGAUUUUGAUCAAGGAUUUUCCACUGCUUCUCUCGAGGAGAGCCGUCUUGAUCAAGACUCGUCCUGCAAAACGUUUCAACUGUAUGACCCUCUGACGGUGAGAGUGUUUGUAGAUAUUAUAGGGGCUAUGAUAUCAGUCUAAAAGGAAAUAAGGAU
Molecule: messenger RNA, 1489 nt
Organism: Mercenaria mercenaria
Lineage: Eukaryota; Metazoa; Mollusca; Bivalvia; Venerida; Veneridae
Exons: 1
Coding region: 213-1475 (420 amino acids)
Source: RefSeq, a predicted model, not a curated record